Messenger RNA from Xenopus laevis (African clawed frog), 1273 nucleotides. It is a transcript of the gene epm2a.L, whose product is annotated as epilepsy, progressive myoclonus type 2A, Lafora disease (laforin) L homeolog. Gene Ontology annotation, molecular function: carbohydrate binding; identical protein binding; carbohydrate phosphatase activity. The record is from RefSeq and is marked provisional. Gene Ontology annotation, biological process: phosphate-containing compound metabolic process; glycogen biosynthetic process; negative regulation of phosphate metabolic process. Gene Ontology annotation, cellular component: cytoplasm; nucleus; plasma membrane. Lineage: Eukaryota; Metazoa; Chordata; Amphibia; Anura; Pipidae.
GUGCUCUGGAAGGCUAAACAAGGACGGGCAAUCCUCAAGGCCUUACUAGAUCUGCACACUAAGCUACUAUGCAGCAGCAGAUGCUUUUCCGUUUUGGAGUUGUAAUUACUUUGAACCAUUCAGAUAAUGAGCUUCUUGUACUGGGAUCUCGAAAAGAAAUGGGAAGCUGGGACCCACAGUAUGCUGUACCAAUGAAGCCUACUCGUUGCCCACUGUCUACCACAGAACCAUCCUUUUGGGUAGGGGAGGUGCUUCUAGAGGAACCCUACACUGAUACCUUCUGGUUUAAGUUCAUCAAGAAAGAAGCCGGAGCUUUAAUUUGGGAAGGAAAUGGACCUCAUCAUGACCGUUGCUGUGUUUAUGAUGACAGUAACAUUGUGGACGGUGUUUAUUGCCAUCCAGUAGGACACUGGAUUGAAACCACAGGGCAUACCAAUGAGAUGAAGCACACAACUGACUUCUACUUCCAUUUUGCAGGCAAUCAGGCCAUGCAUUUCUCCAGAAUUCUACCAAACAUUUGGCUGGGAAGUUGCCCACGGCAACUGGAACAUGUGACUGUGAAGAUGAAGCAUGAAUUGGGAGUUACUGCUGUGCUGAACUUCCAGACUGAAUGGGAUGUAAUUCAGAAUUCUAGCGGCUGCAACCGCUAUCCGGAACCCAUGAGUCCUGAAACAUUGUUCCGGUUGUAUAAAGAAGUUGGAAUAACCUAUAUUUGGAUUCCUACUCCAGAUAUGAGCACAGAAGGCAGAAUACGGAUGUUGCCACAAGCAGUUUACCUUCUUUUUGGGCUAUUAGAAAAUGGUCACACUGUCUAUGUUCAUUGCAAUGCUGGUGUUGGCAGAUCAACAGCUGCAGUCUGUGGCUUCCUCAUGUAUGUGAUCGGAUGGAGCCUUCGAAAAGUGCAGUAUUUCCUUGCGUCACGGAGACCUGCUGUCUACAUAGAUGAAGAAGCUAUGAUUAACGCUCAAGAAGACUUUCAUAACAAAUUUGGACAUCUUCGUUCCACUGUGUGUAGAAUAUAGUUGCACACCAAAGUAUAUAUAUAUAUAUAUAUAUAUAUAUAUAUAUAUAUAUAUAUAUAUAUAUAUAUAUAUAUAUAUAUAUAUAUAUAUAUAUAUAUAUAUAUAUAUAUAUAUAUAUAUAUAUAUAUAUAUAUAUAUAUAUAUAUAUUAAAAUAUAUAUAUAUGUUUGUGUGUAUGUAUAUAUUUAUAUUUCUCAUGGACUUCAUUAUAGUUUUUAGGAACAGAAUAAAAGUUCUGCAUAUUUUAUAAUA